Molecule: messenger RNA, 1109 nt
Organism: Desarmillaria tabescens
Lineage: Eukaryota; Fungi; Basidiomycota; Agaricomycetes; Agaricales; Physalacriaceae
Exons: 5
Coding region: 110-1030 (306 amino acids)
Biological process (GO): proteolysis
Molecular function (GO): cysteine-type endopeptidase activity
Source: RefSeq, a predicted model, not a curated record
CCGCAUGUUAGAUGAAUGGGUUACAAAACGGAGCAUUGCUCCCUCAAAAAGCACCGCACAUCUACCGACAUUCCCGUCAACCUGACCGUAUUUUUUUCAGAGUAUCCGAAUGCCCACUAUGACAAACCUUCUCCGGCUAUUUCGUGACAUACUUUCUAAACCUCGCGAUAAUAAUGACAGGGACACAGCUCUCCAUGAUAACCUCUCAAAGGUAGAGAAUUCUAGUCAGGAUCGGACGUUCACACAUGGCUAUGCUCGCGCCUCGUAUUUUGACAAAAGACUCGAAGAAUUGCGGGAAGAGAUCAAUCGUUUGAAAAAAAUUGAAAAGGAGCUGGCAAGCGAAUAUGGGAUGAACCGAAUCGAGUGCCUUAUCGAUGGCACGCACACACUAGAAUUCUGUAGCAAAACCUACCAUCCAUCUCGUGCCAAACAUUCUCAUGACACUAUACAGAAAGAUGAAAAUAUAAUCAUCUACUUCGCUGGCCACGGCGCAGCUUAUCGUGCUGAAGGGAUCAAUGACGGUAUGCUGAUCGCCGACAUCAGCGAUCGCCAGAUCAACACCAUCCUCACCCAGAUAUCCCAUGCCAAAGGACGUAGAAUUACCCUCAUCCUGGAUUGUUGCCAUGCAGGCAGCGUCACCAGAGCUCCCCCAGGUGGAAGAGUACGCGCUUCCAGGCCUCUUCAGGACAGUGACGUGUCGCUGCAAGACAUGCUUGUUGCUGCAGAUGCGGAAUUGAUGUCGAAACACUUCCCUGGUUACCGAUCUAUCUUGUCGAAGGAAUGGUUCCCAGAUAUGGAUUCCCAUGUAGCUCUGGCUGCCUGUGAGGCAUUCCAGAUAGCAAUAGAGGUAAAGGGGCAGGGGAAGGAAACUGGUGGCUAUUUCACGACGCAUCUUCUCGCUGCUUUGAGAUCCGGCUGUUUGACAAGGGAGACGACCUAUCGCGGCCUACUCGAAUUCAUUCCCGUCUCUGACAGGCAGACACCGGUUGUUGCUGGGACACAAAUGGAUGCACUUCUCUGGUUUCAGUAGUGAUGGAGACGUUGUUUUGCUAAGUGCUAUGUAAUACCCAACUGUACUAUUUCACUUUGAAUUUUUCGAAUAGGACCGA